Molecule: messenger RNA, 3624 nt
Organism: Eremothecium gossypii ATCC 10895
Lineage: Eukaryota; Fungi; Ascomycota; Saccharomycetes; Saccharomycetales; Saccharomycetaceae
Gene: NST1
Product: Nst1p
Exons: 1
Coding region: 1-3624 (1207 amino acids)
Source: RefSeq, marked provisional
AUGGGGCUUGAUAAUCCGACAGUGGUCACAGGUCAGAACGUUCAAUUCAGCUACGAUAUGGCAUCGUCAAGCAAAAAGAGUCGGAAUAAAAAGAAGAAGAGCAAGCCGUCGAUAAAGGAGCCCCAGAGCGCACCUCUGUUGGCUGUGGAGACAGAGAGCGUCGAGGAGACGCAUCCACAGGCAGAGCUGUAUGAUAGCGAGGCAGAUUACCCGAGCUCGCGCGUGAUUCGCCGGGCUGCAAACGGCGAUGUGAUCGUGGAAUCACUGAAUGAGGCCGGUAGUGGCGUGCAGGCACAACAGGCGCAGCAACAGAAGCACAGUGCAAUCUCCAGCAAGCUAGUUGCUCACUGGGAGUCACUGUCUCCGGAAGAGAAGCGCAAAAUUCUGAGUAUCAGCAAGGAGGAGGUGUUCAGCGUGACGAAGAGCUACCAGACGUUACACAACUGCAAUUGCACGGUGUGCGGAAGGCGGCACGUACCGAUGGAGCAGGAACUGGAGUCGAUAUACAACCAACUAUACGAGAUGGCUAGACAGGACAACCCCAACUCUGAUUUUGUUCUGUUUCACCUGAAUCUGAUAAAGGAACUACAGCGUGGCACGUCUAGCGGAGCAGAGCAACGCACAGCCUCGCUGCAGUCUCGAGGAGCUAGUUUUCUGGAUAAUAUGCGAGAUGAGGCGGUCAAGUAUUGUAUAUCUAACGAGGGCGUUGACAGAUUAAAAGAGGAGGUAUUACAGUUCAAACACAACAAACAGCGGCAGUAUUCCGAACAGCAGAGGAAGCAGCAACUUCCACCAGUCCAUACCCAUAACAGCCCGUCAGACUCUCCUAGUAUUGACGAACUUCCCGAGCGAGAACAGGAAUCUUUACUCCAUACGUUACCUGAUGAGUUAGGCCCAGAUAGUUCUGAGGUCAACGAACAACUGCGGGAAAAGUACCUUAAGUUCGCCAAAACGUUUGUUUCCUCCCACCCCAAGAUAGCGCAGGAGUAUGUGAACCGAAUGAUGAUGUACCCUGACAUGCGCGCUUUAACAGAAGAUUUGAUAAAAAAUAAUGGCCAGGAUUUUGUAAAGGCUAUGGAGGCAUUUGUCUCUUCUCAACAGGAUGGCCCCUUACCUGGCUCCCCUGAACAUACCAAGCUUACCGCAGAACAGUUUCAGGAGCUGCAAAAACAGCUGGUUGAGAAAGCUGGUUUAGAUAUGUCCCAAAGUCCAGUGCCCACUAAUGAUGACCCACCUCAAGACUGUACUGAUACGGAUGAAAUUGACACCGACUUACGGGGGCGUGUUCUAUUGAAGCAGUUUAUGGCGGGUGAAAGUAUAAUCAAUCAGGCCUUUAAGAGUUUGCAAGGUAGCAAUAAGAACCAGUUGAAGAAAUCAGUAUCACAUUCUUCCCAAGGACUUCCUGAAGAUUCGGAAUAUGAUGAAGAUCUGAACUAUUCAGAUAGCUAUGAUGACGAAGAUUCACCAUAUGAUGACGAUGUAUACGAUGAUAAUGAUGCUGAAUCCUACGACGAAGAUGACGAUAGCCAUCAUAAGCACCAUCAUCAACAACAUCUUCAUCACCACCAUCGUGAGCAGGAUGCCGAAGCAGAUGACUAUGAUAGCGAUAUAGAUCAGCAAGAAAGGCUAGAGGAGGGUAGAGGAUUGAUCCAGAUAGCCAUCACGAAGUUACUGCAAAGGAAACUAAUUGUCUCAUAUCAGGAAAAACAGGCGGAAAGGAACAGGGAAAGACUAUUAUUGGAGUUGGAAGCAGAAGAACAACAGAAGAAGGAAAAGGAGGAAAAGAAGCUGAAGAAGAAGGAAAAGGAGAAAGAAAAGAAGAGACAGAUGCAAUUGGCUAAAGAGGAGGAGAAACGGAAGCAAGUGGAAGAAGAGGCUCGCUUAAAGCAGGAAGCGGAGGCCCGCGAGAUGCAGAGGAGAGAAAACCAAAGGAAAAAGGUGGAAGAGGCAAAGAGAAAGAAAGAUUUGGAAAUGAGGAAACGGUUAGAGGAACAAAGACGCCGGGAAGAAGAGCAGGAGCGUCAAAGGAGAAUGAAAGAAGAAAUAAAGCGCAAGCGUGAUCAGGAAAGAAAACAGCGAGAAGAGGAACAGAGGAAAAGGAAACAGGAGAAAGAAUUGAAGAAGCUACAGAGCUUGGAAGUGAAGAAGAAACGAGAAGAAGACGACAAGCCUACAGAAGAAUCAAGCCAAGAGGAUAACCUGCAUAAAGAAAAUAUUUCCCAUGAUCUAUUGAACCAGUUGGCCCACCCAGCAGGUGGUGUACCGUACGGUAUAGUGCCGGUCAAGCAGGAGAUGUCGGAAGAAAAAACGGUUAACGAUGACAUAUUUAAUAUGAUCAACGAGGCGACAUCCAAGUCCAUCUCUACCUCAAAGUCCAUCUCUACCUCUCCAUCACACUUUAACGCUCUUCUGCAGAAAGGUAUACCUCGGAAGUCGAUAGAUACCUCGUCCAUCGGUCUUAAUUAUGCUUCUGCACAAGCGGCUCUGCCGCAGCCACUGAGUUUUCCUGUUGACUUAACGGAGGCUUUAGGUUUUGCUCAGAAAACGCAAGUACAGACAUCUAUUUCUGGUCCGCCAGGGCUAUCUAAGAACACAGCAGCCAGUUCGUGGGAUAAUGUUCCGGGUUACGUUCAAUUGUCUCCCAAGUCUGUAACUCAAAACCAUUCAAACGUCCAAGUCCAGACAACACCGCACGGUAGUGUGCCUGGACAACACAGAGCCAGUUAUUCGACUUUCGGCGCAUCUGUGGAUCCUAAUGACACGUUUAGUGGCGACCUUACAAACCUGACUAAUUUCUUGGUGCAGACAAAACUCGAAGAUGUGUCCACUAGCGCCCCCUUACACUCUGUUUCCUCCUCUACUACGGCACUGCCCCGUGGAGAGACUUCUAUAUAUGGCAACAAUUUGUGGAAUAAUGAACAACCGCACAUAGGCAGCCUCAUCUCAAGCCACGCUAGUGGGCCUUCUACACAGGCCCCUCUUCAUCCCCGGCGGUCGAUAUGGGAUAACAACGCCUCGGUGAACAACUACGCAGCCGACCUUUGGGGUAAUACUUCCUCGAAUUCCACGCCGAUCGCUCCAUCCACUGCCGUGGCCUCGUCAAUGGUCUCAGCCCACCAGGCUUCCGCGACAGACGUGAUAAUACAGGCCUACACGCUUCUGUCCACCAGUGGUGGCUUUGUUCCGAUCGAUGUACUGUAUCAGAACUGUCUGUCGUAUCUCACGGACAAGGGCAGCUUCACGUUCGGCCAGUUUGUCGGCCAGCUACUGGCCCUGCGGAAUGCCAAUGAGUGCGAAGUGCUCAGCAACGACGUGGGCAUGAUGACACACUGCCGGUUCACCACUCCCCAGCUACAGUCGACACUGUACGCCCCGGCGGCAGCGCCCGGCGGCUCGGACUUGCCGCCUCGGCAGCCAUCGAAGGGCCUUUUCAGCGACCCCGUGAGCACCAGUACCGUGGGUCUCACCACGAUCCCUGUGCUGAGCACCAGUACCGGCUCCACGUCGUCGGCCACGCCCACCGGCUCAAUUGCCCUGGGCCAGCCGUCCAGCGGCCAGUCCAAUUUCUUCGACUUCAACCAACAACUCGCCCAACCCUCCAGGGCAAACAAUAUCUGGGGCUGA